AUGCUUCAACUGGCUCCCCUGCUAUUUUUACUACUCCGGUUAGCUGAAGGUGCCUCCCAAGAAGUGCUAUCAUGUCUACGAAUGGAGAGGAGUCAUAUUGAGAGCCCACACAUGAGGGAAGUGCAUGUGGAGGAGGAUCGGCCAGCUUAUCUGCAUUGUAGGGUGCCGCAGAAUACGAAUUAUAUGGUGGCUUGGUCAAGAGCUUCUGACUCUGCACUCCUUACGGCCGGCCCUGAUACCUUCACGAGCGACCCAAGGUUCCAGAUUUCCCGAAGAAGCGAUGAGGACUAUGUGUUGAUAAUCCGACAAUCCCAGCCUCGAGAUUCCGGAUGUUACCUCUGCGAGGUCAAUACAGAACCGCAAAGUACCAUCGUCCCUGUGUAUCUCAAUGUCACCAAGAAAGACAUGCCCCUUUCCAUACAGCCGAAUAAGAAGCCCGGACGUCUUUUGGCAAACAUGCAGGGCGAUGAGGUGAUACUCAAUUGUACUUUUUCAACUGAUGGAACGCCGGAGGAGCAAGAGGUUUACUGGAGAAAAGACGAUAAGGAAAUCGAUUUGAACGAUACUCAAAAAUAUGUCUGGAAAGUCAAGAGAGACGCUGGUUUGAUAGUUCAUGAGGUCGUGAUCCGGGGAGCAAGUGAUGCUGACGAUGGAGAGUAUGCUUGUCUUCGAGGCAAGCAAAAAGCCACCCAAAUUGUUCAUGUUAAUUUGAAAGCUGAAGCCCAAAAGGCGUCCAACAUCGGAAACAAUCUACAAAUCUUCUUAACUAAUGGAUGC
Molecule: messenger RNA, 777 nt
Organism: Mesorhabditis spiculigera
Lineage: Eukaryota; Metazoa; Nematoda; Chromadorea; Rhabditida; Rhabditidae
Source: the annotation of a GenBank genome assembly